Molecule: messenger RNA, 960 nt
Organism: Penicillium subrubescens
Lineage: Eukaryota; Fungi; Ascomycota; Eurotiomycetes; Eurotiales; Aspergillaceae
Product: alpha/beta hydrolase
Exons: 6
Coding region: 1-960 (319 amino acids)
Molecular function (GO): hydrolase activity
Source: RefSeq, a predicted model, not a curated record
AUGGCUUCGUUGAUAGCAGAGUCAUGGUUAACGGUGGAAAAUGCCAUUGGCCAACGGCCUCAGCUGACCGGCGAUGUAUUUGCUAUGCGGUAUCAGUAUAAGGCACUCGCGGAUCGGGCAAAUGCAACCCGAACCAUUUCCCAGAAUAUUCACGUCGAAGACAUAAAGGUCAAUUCCGAACUCACUGUGAGAACUUACACACCUACAGCUGGUCCAGCAGGAUCCAACCCACUCCCUGUCGGAUUAUACUUCCACGGAGGCGGGUUUUGCUGUGGUGAUUUAGAGUCCGAGGAUACCUUCUGCAGGCUUCUUGCCGAACGUCUGCCUUGUAUUGUCAUCUCGGUGGGCUAUAGGCUUGCGCCGGAGCACAAGGCCCCCGCUCAGCUGGAUGAUGCGCUCGAGGCUUGGAAUUGGGCAUACAACAACGCGAGUACUUUGAACGGUGACCGUGGGAGAUACUUCACUGUUGGUCAGAGUGCAGGGGGCAACCUCGCUCUGGCAGUGGCCCGCCGAUUGAUCGUGCUUGGCCGGAAAGAUGAAGUCAAGGGGAUCGCAGCCAUUGCUCCGUUCGUCGUCCACCCGGAUGGUGUUCCUUCGCGUUACAAGACCCUGUAUCGUUCUUUUGAUGAGCUCGGAGACGGUCCCGUCAACACGAAGCAAGCCAUGACCCAAUUCUACGAAGCAACCCAGGCACCGCCCAGCGACCCAGACGUUUACGUUCUUAAUGCGGAGGCGGAUUUACGCCAAUUCCCUCCGACCUACCUGGCAGUCUGUGGGAUUGAUCCACUACGAGACGACGGCCUUAUCAUCCACGACGCCUUGAAGACAGCUGGAGUUUCUGUAAAACUGGAUUAUUACCAAGGUUUACCACAUGUGUUCUGGGCUUUUGAGUGUCCUGCUCCAAGUGGCGAUUUCGUGGCGGAUGUCUUGGCUGGUGUUAGAACUUUCACGCAUACUUGA